AACCAAAGUGAAACCACCACUUAAACUUUCAUAUCACUCAUUUCGAUAGGUUUACACAGUUACUGAAUUGCUAUACUCCCACCCCUAGACCUUUCGAAGAUGAAUGAAUCUAUGAAUUGGUCUUGCGACGUAUUUGCAAAUGUUUACAACAUCAUCAAAUUUCAGCUGCCAACGGCCGGUGAAGGUGGUGACCUUUCUCAGCUUGAUUUUUCACCGAUAAUCAAUGACUUACUUCAUAUAUUGGUCACCCCAACUCCCUUGGAAGAAUCACGGACUCAAUUAAUAAACGAAACUAAACCGGUGACUUUUUCCAAUGGAUCUCAAGUUAAAUUGAAUCAACCGUUUAUAGAAAUUAGUGCAGUUUUAGCAAAGGAAUUAGAUUUGAAUGAAAUAGCGUCAGCUGAGUUGUUAUAUUAUGCAGGUGAUGUUAGUUAUAAAAAGGGAACCUCUUUAGGUGAUGCUGCUAGAUUUUCAUAUUAUUCUAGACUAGAGUACAUUUUGAAUAUCUUGGGAUAUUUAACCAUUCAGAAGCAAUUGCAUUUGGUGAUUACAAAGGAGUCUGAUUUCCAGAUCUUGUUUGAUAACUUGAUUAAAAGUUUUGAAAAGAUUUACAGAUUAAUCAACAAUCUUCAUAAUAUGAUUGAUAAGCAGAAGGUGACGAGUGAUAUCAAUAGUCUUGCUUUCAUAAAUUCUAUCAAUUUUGCUAGAACUCAAUUAUUUAAUAAUCAUGAAUUAUUAGGCAAAGUGUUGUACGGAUUGGUUGAUCAAUAUUUUGAUAAAUUCGGUAACUUAAACAACUACAAGAAAAUGUUACAGUUGAUACUGGAUCAUCACGAAGAUGGUGAUAUUUUACAAAUACACUUUUUACCUGGUGUUUUACAAUUCAUAGCCAAGCUAUUGGAAGGCAAUGAUGCCUUAGUAGGUGAAUUCCAUACUCACAUUACUACCAAAAUAUCUGACGAUUAUCGAUUAGUAUCGAUACCUACCUGUGGUGGUGAUAAAGACAAUGACGAUAUAAUUGAUUUGUCAAAGUCAAAGAUAAGUGGAUUUGAAAUUGUAACCAAUUUUUUCUUCUUAUCACAUUUCAUUACUUGGUGUAAAGAAGAAGGAACUAGAACCGCCAAGUACGAUUUUAAGGAACAUAUUUUAAAGUAUAUGGAAUAUUUGAUAAGUUAUGGAGUAAUGGAAAGAAUAUUGUGUUAUUGUGCUGAAACAAGCAAUGCGAAAACACAACAAGCAUUUGAAUAUAGUAAUAUUUAUGACUUCAGAUCCUUAUUGCAAAGAAACUUUCCCAAAUUAACACCUUCUAAAUUUCAAUACCCAGGAACCCAAGAAUUGUUGUAUGCUUCAAAUAUGAAACCAGGUUUUGAGAAUAUCGGAAAAUUACUCGAUGUUUCAUAUUUGACUUUAAAUGAAGAUUUGAAUGAAAGUUUAAUAGCACCAUUCUUCCAAAGAUUCUUUAGUGUAUUCAUAGUCAAUGCUGCUAUUGUUUUGACUCAAUUGAGAGAUCUAGAGGAGGAUUUUGUAUUAUCAUCUAUAAACAGACAGCAAGACGAAGAUAGUGAUGAGUACGAAACUAAAACUGCCACCACAGUAUCAAGCAGAAAGACAGACGAUAGUUACAGUGAUUUUGAUUCAAAUUCAAGGACCAGAUCUGCCGAGAAAGUAGGUCUAGACUUGGACGAAGUUGCUCAAAGGGCAGAUUUAGAAAGAUUUUACUUGGCAUUUGCAUACACGUUUAAUAAUAGACCUGAAUUGUGUAACUUAUUUUGGUCCGAAGAACAACAGGUUAGUAAUGAUAUUGUUGGGUUUAUUUCUUGGGGGUUAUCAAACAAUACAUCACCUUUAAUUACAGCUACCUUUUGUAUCUUGUUAUCUUCUUUAGCAUCUGGUGGCAACGAGACUGCAGCUAGAAUCUGGGAAAUUCUUGUCAACAAUAAUAAUGCCACCAUGAAAAAGAAUGACUACUCUAAAAUAUCAGUCGAUUCCUUGGUUGAUUCCUUGAAUUAUUAUAUUGAUUCCUUAAAUGAACAAUUUGAGUUGGAUUUGAAUGAUCAAUUAAAACUAUACCAAAAGAAACAAGAAUUUUUAUUUUCGAAUAAUUAUUCAGCUCAAAAGGAAGCAGAAGAUGCUAACGCAAACAGAAUUACUAUUGAAUUAGCCGAGGAUUCAAUUGUUUUCAUUUCAGGAUUUAUGCAAUUGGUUUCAGGUAUUGUUAAGAAUCUAUCAAUUCAAAAUGAAAGAGGAAGAGAAAUCAAGAACAUUGCAUAUACCAGAUUUCAACCUAUAAUUAAAGGGUUCUUGAAAUUUGACAACUUGAUUAAAGGAGGAAAAAUAUUAUCUGUUGAUGUUAAUGCAGGUACUUCGAACAACAAUCCUAAAUUUAUUGAUUUACCAACUAUUUUAGUCAGUGAUGAUUCUAUGGUUAUAUUGAUCAAUUUAAUUUUAACUUUGUUGGGUGACUUCGUUGAUCAUUCAAAGGAUGACGAUGGUCAAGGUAAUACGAUUGGUUAUGAAAUUUGGAGAUUAGUCGAUAGGUGGUUAUAUUUUGGUUUACAUGACUUACCAGAAACAACAACUGCAACAACCAGUACCUCUUCAGCUGAUGGGUUUUCUAGAACAUCAUUGUCAGCUACCAGAAAAAGAUAUACAAGUAAGAGAAAUAUGAGAAUUAAUCAAGCAUUUUCUGUAAACUUGACCCAUUUCAGCGAAAUUGCAAAUUUCACAACCUUGAUUAGGAAAUUAUUAACCCCAUUCAAUACCAAUAAUCAAGCUUUCCUGAAAUAUUCCCUUUUAUUUCCUUGCGAUUUGGGUUUGGGUUAUAGAGUCAAUAAUCAAAUUGGGAUCUGGCCAUACAUUGAAUUUUUGAUGUUGGAGGUGUUUGGAAAUUCACAUAAUAUCUCUAAUAAGAAAGAUCGUCAUCUUUUACAACUGGAAGUGAUUGAAAUCUUGAUUAAUUCGCUUGAAGAGAUUGAUUGGAAGUUUUUGAGUGAAACCGCCCCACAAGUAAUCAGAAAAUUGGAUAAUAUUGAUAAUAUUUUUGAUUCACUUAUUCCAGGAAUUCAAAUUGAUUUUGCCAUGUUUGCCAAGUUACACCAAUCAUUAGCUGUUCUUCAUUAUUUGUUUGACAACAAGUUUUUCAACACAUUGUUUAAAGUUAUUGAUAUUGGUGUUGAUGAAGUUAAUUCAUCUGAAUCUUCAUCAGAAUUAGUUGCACAAGUUUUGAAGGUGCUUGAUAAAUUAUUGGAUGUUCAACCCACAUAUCUUAGAAGAUUGUUACCGUUAUUGAAGACUAAGGAUGGUAUCACGCAACCACAGAAACAAGCUCCAGCACAACCAUUAGGUGUCAACACAAGCAUGAGUCUUAUUUUGAGCACUCCAAGAACUAUAUUUGAUAAUGUUUAUUACCCAAGAAAUAUUGGUUCUCACGGAGUUGAUGAUUUUUACGAAAUUUUAUUAUUCCAUUUGGCCACAGUUGUCCAUUUCGCUUUAUAUGUUGGAUGUAACAAUGAUGAAAUUUCAAACCUGGCAAUUUCCAUCUUACAGCAAAUUGACAAUUCCAAAUAUUUCCAUUCAAGAAAGAUUGCUAAUUCUGUAGAUCCUUUGUUGGAAAAUAACAGAUUAUUAACCACUUUCCAAAGUAUUGAUGAAUCAAUUAAGAUCAAGUAUGCAUUUAUUAACAAGUUCGAGUCCCUUGAAGAAUCCUCGUUCAAAAUGAAGUACAGAAUAAUUGAAUUUUUGUUGAAUAACUUGAAUCAUCAACCAAAUGGCAAAGUUGCAACGGUGGCUCAUUUCUUAUUAGGUUUCGAUUUCAGAGGUCACAAUUUGUCACUUGGAAAUCAAAAUAAUACUCUUUUGAAAACAUUGUUGCGUACUCUCAGUGUCAGUCUUGAUUUACUCUCAGAAAUUGAUUACAAUAAUGGAAAUAAAUAUAUCAUAGAUAUUGGCCCUGCUAAAUUGUCAUCUUUGAUCUUGGAAGUUUUGAUUAAAUUAGUAAGGGAUCCAAUAAGUUCAGUUGUUACCUUGAAUCAAUUGCGUGAAUAUGACGAUUUGUUUGAAAAGUUGAUUAAUUAUCAACCUAAAUUAGACUUGAGUACUAUUUGGUGUGGGGUUGAAUUCAAUGGAGAUUUACAAGUGGAUGGUGUUAAUGCAUUUAUUGAAUCAUCAUUAAGUGUCGAGACAUUCUUUGCUUUUAUAAACCAAAGAAACUUGAUCUUGCAAUACUUAUCAUUGGAAUUCCAUCACAUUUCAUCAAUUACAAAAAAGGAAUAUUAUAUCAACCUAUUAAUUAACAACAAGGAAUUUUUGAAUCAUGCUCCUAAGAUACUUAGCUUCUUGGAUGUUUUGAAUUAUUCAUUCAAGAAUUUUGAAAUGCAAAAGUAUGAACUGUUAGAUAAGAAAUUCAACAUGUUGCUGAUUUUGCAACAAGCUAAACAUAAGUCGGACAACGAACAGGAAGAAUAUUUGGAUUUAUCGAUUUUGAACAAGAUCAUUAAAAUUUUAUGCCAAGGUUCCAAUGCAAUUACCAAUGAUGCUAAGAGAGCAUUUUCUCAAGAGGUUAUGGUCGAAGGGAAUAGGAUUAACGAAUUUGUUAUCAAAUAUAUUGUCUCUAAUGAUUUGAAAGAAGUUCAAUUGAAAUGUUUACAUUCAUGGUGUCAAUUGAUUGAGAUUUUGAUUACUGACAAUGGAUUACAAUCAACCGAUUUCUUAUUACAAGUGUUGCAGAUUGUUAUCCCCAAAACCAAUGACUAUUUGGAGACUGACAUUUCAUUUUCAGCCGAGAUGAUUUCAUUAUGUGUAUUAUUAUUUGAUUUAUAUGAGAAACAAAUUCUCAAUCAAAGUAAAGGAGAAGAAGAUUUCACUCUUGGAAUGGGAAGGUUAAUUCCAUUAUUUCAAACUUGCCUCACUGGGAUUUUGAAUUCUAAUUCUACUCCAAAUCUUCGUUCGGAUUUGUAUGUACUAUGCAACAAGUUUUUGAUGAAGAUAUUUGAUAAGGAUUCCCUGUUUGUUUUGCCAAUGAUUCGUAUUAUUAAGUCACUGGACAAGAAAUUUUUCGAGAUUAUAUGUAAUGAUGCUAUUUAUUCCGAAGGUUCUUCAAGAAUAACAUCGACAUUAUUACUUGAAUCAUUGAUACAUUUGGGUUCACUGGCGGGUAAGGCAAAUUUCAUAUUGGAUUCCUUAGUGAAGAAUAACUCGUUGUUGUUAUUGGUCAGAUCGAUCAAGAGAACCGAUCAAAUGAUUAAAUUGUGUAUUAAACCAGGAGGAGGAGUAACUUUGGAUAAUUUAAUUUUUGAAUUGACUGCAUUCAAGUCUACGUUAUAUUUGUUGAUACGUGUUUCACAAUCUAAAAGUGGAGCUUUGCAAUUGAUUCAAAGUGAAUUGUUUUCUGUUUUGAGACAAUCCAGAUUCUUACUGAUUGAUCCAGAUUUAGGACUCAAUUUGAAUAUCAAAGAAGGUCAUGAUUUUAAGAGUAUUACAGUUAAUGUAUUGUUAGAUACACCAUCUACAUUGAAUGAUUUGGUUGAUUUGAGCAAAAUUCGCAAGGAGAAUACCAUAUCGUACUUUGAAUUUUUGAUUCCUAUAUUCCAACUCAUAACUACAGUUUUAUUGGCUAUGGGUCCAACCUAUAAACCAGGAAUCAUGGAAACCAAGGGAUUAAUGGAAAGCUUUAAUAGAUUAAUUGUUGGAGUAAUGAAGAGGGACGUUUUGUUAGAAUCUAGAAAGGAUAAUGUUGCUGGUGCUGUUGCUGGCGCUACCAAUGUUACUGGUAUCUAUAAAGAAGAUAGUACACAAGUUCAAGACUUGCAGAAAUUGGUUAAAUUGUUUACGUUAAUUGAUUCUUUGGUUAAUUCUAGUGUCAAAGAAUAGUUUUUUUUAUAGAGUAUACUACAAUAGAAAUAUGUAAUUAUAGU
Spathaspora passalidarum NRRL Y-27907 is the source of this 5912-nucleotide messenger RNA. RefSeq lists its product as uncharacterized. The coding region runs from base 100 to 5868 and encodes 1922 amino acids. The transcript has a single exon. Gene Ontology annotation, cellular component: nuclear pore; nuclear pore inner ring. Gene Ontology annotation, biological process: nuclear pore organization. The record is from RefSeq and is a predicted model, not a curated record. Lineage: Eukaryota; Fungi; Ascomycota; Pichiomycetes; Serinales; Debaryomycetaceae. Gene Ontology annotation, molecular function: structural constituent of nuclear pore.